AUCAUCUGGAUGUCAGUGGUCUAACAGGUUUUCUGUCAAAACAGCAAAAAGCCAUGUCCAUCUCCUUUGAGAUCGAGGACUUUUAUGACACAAACUCUACUGCCCAUUAUGACCUCAAUCCAGACACAUUUUCCUGCAACCCCAAACAUGUGGAUCCCACGGUGGCACUGAUCUUGUGUCUCGUCCUCAUAAUCAACUUUUUACUGGCAGUUCCAGGAAACGUGCUGGUGGGGUGGGUCAUCAUCAGCACCCGACAGGUUCUGACCUCAUCGGACGUCUACUUGCUCCACUUGACGCUGGCCGACGGUCUGAUGGCUCUGACGCUCCCGUUUUUCGCUGUAGAACUGAUCCAAGGGUGGCUCUUCGGCGGCUUCAUGUGCAAGUUCCUCAACCUCGUCUUGGAGGCGAACUUCUACACCAGCAUCAUCUUCCUGACCUGCAUCAGUGUCGAUCGGUACCUCGUGAUCGUGUGUGCCAACGAGUCCAACCGGAGUCACCAGAGGAGGUGCAGCAGGCUCCUGUGUGUGGGAGUCUGGGUCCUCGGUUGGGCCCUUGCUCUGCCUGCACUUUUUCACAACGUCGUAACRGUUAAGGACAGCAAGUCCGAGAGAUUUGUUUGCAUGGAAACCUUUAACAUCGGCCGUGUCACCAGCUGGAGGCUCGCCACUCGCGUGUUCCGCCACGUUUUUGGCUUUUUGGUCCCUCUGGUGGUCAUGAUGGCCUGCUACAGYGUCACCAUCGUGCAGCUGAUGCGCACCAGGGGUUUCCAGAAGCACCGGGCCAUGAGAGUGAUCAUAGCCGUGGUGGUUGCGUUUCUGCUGUGCUGGAUGCCGAAUCACAUCACACUGUUGGCCGACACACUGAUCAGGGUCAAGCUGAUCCCGUUUGACUGCAGCUCGAGGAUGUCGGUGAACUUGGCUCUGUACUUGACCAACACCUUGGCUCUGCUCCACAGCUGCAUCAACCCUUUCCUGUACGCGUUCGUGGGGGAGAAGUUCAGGAAGAAAAUGAUGCUUCUCCUGCAAAGGAAGCUCAGACAGAAGAGGACGUCGGGGUCAACGUUCAGCAGGUCAACGUCUCAAACCUCAGAGGGAACUGGGACUUUUCUCUGAUCGCUCAACAAACAUUUUCUUGCGCAAAAAGAAAAAGCAGAUCAGUUUAUUCUCUCCCAGGAAAUGGGAAUACAUGUUCCAGUUGUUGUUGCUUCCACCAGUUUGGAUCAGGUGAUACUCUGCUGCCAUCUAUUGAACUUGCUCCUGUUUUACCUCAGUUUCCUCUGACCAUCAAAUUUGUGUAUCAAGUUAUUAAAGUAAACAUAUGAUGUUUUAAAUCCUUCUUUUUCACAUUUAAAUCAUUCAG
Austrofundulus limnaeus is the source of this 1359-nucleotide messenger RNA. RefSeq names its product C-X-C chemokine receptor type 1-like. Gene Ontology annotation, biological process: positive regulation of cytosolic calcium ion concentration; immune response; neutrophil chemotaxis. Bases 54 to 1112 code for a protein of 352 amino acids. The transcript is spliced from 2 exons. Gene Ontology annotation, molecular function: C-C chemokine receptor activity; C-C chemokine binding; C-X-C chemokine receptor activity. The record is from RefSeq and is a predicted model, not a curated record. NCBI's taxonomy places the organism in Eukaryota, Metazoa, Chordata, Actinopteri, Cyprinodontiformes, Rivulidae. Gene Ontology annotation, cellular component: external side of plasma membrane; membrane.